UGAGGAGGGAAAAACUUGAGUGCAAGUUACAAACAACAAUGGGCUCAAAUUGGGCCAACAUCUUUUCAAGCUUUCCUCGGCCCUUUGCAUGAAUCCAACGCCGGAAUCCUCCGGUGAAGAUUGAUCCCCACGUCGACGCCGGCGGCAACAUCAGCCAGAAUAAUUCUUUAAUCCAAAGUUUGAUUAUCUUCCCUCUCACCUCUACUGUACCUACGUGUAUGCACAUGCGCUCUCCUCACUGCUCCAGAUCCCAUCCAUCCUAGGUCAUCUGCUGCGGCGGCCUGAUUCUUUACAAGCGAAUAGCUGAAUAUGGGGAGCGAGGAGAAAUGGUGCGUGGUUACUGGAGGGAGAGGUUUCGCCGCACGACAUCUCGUUGAAAUGCUGAUCAAAUACAACAUGUUUUCCGUUCGAAUCGUUGACUUGGGCUCUUCCAUUGAAUUGGAAACAAGCGAGGAGCAAGGGACUCUCGGAGAAGCAUUGCGUUCUGGUCGUGCUCAGUACGUUUCAGCCGAUCUUCGGGACAAAGCUCAACUGCUCAAAGCGUUUGAAGGAGUGGAGGUUGUUUUCCACAUGGCUGCUCCGAAUUCAUCUAUUAACAAUUACAAACUUCAUUAUUCGGUCAACGUUGAAGGAGCCAAGAAUGUAAUUGAUUCUUGUGUCGAGCAAAAUGUAAAGCGACUAAUAUAUACUAGUUCGGCCAGUGUAGUAUUUGAUGGGAUAAAUGCACUUAUCAAUACGGAUGAGUCAAUGCCCUACGCAUCCAAGCAUAAUGAUUUCUACUCUGCUACUAAAGCUGAGGGGGAAGCUUUGGUUCUCAAGGCCAAUGGCAGAAAUGGACUUCUAACAUGCAGCCUAAGGCCCAGUGGUAUCUUUGGCCCUGGUGAUAGGUUACUGGUUCCAUCCCUAGUCGCCAAUGCAAGGGCAGGGAAAUCCAAGUUCAUUAUUGGUGAUGGCAAUAACACCUAUGAUUUUACUUAUGUUGAAAACGUGGGGCAUGCCCAUGUAUGUGCUGAACGAGCUCUAGCUGCAGGAGGAGUAAUUUCAGAAAGAGCUGCAGGGCAGGCUUAUUUCAUAACCAACAUGGAACCCAUCAAGUUCUGGGAGUUUGUCUCUCUUAUUCUGGAUGGUCUUGGCUAUGAAAGGCCAAGAAUAAAGAUCCCUGCCUGCAUAGUGAUGCCAAUUGCACAUAUGGUGCACUGGACUUACAAGCUUUUAGGUCCUUAUGGGAUGCCUGUCCCACAGUUCACACCUUCCCGUAUAAGACUUCUCUCUUGUUGUAGAACUUUUAAUUCCUCAAAGGCCAAGGAUCGACUUUUCUACACCCCCAUUGUUUCACUUCAGGAGGGUAUACAAAAGACAAUUGAAGCCUACUCCCAUUUAAAGGCUGAGCAUGAACAUAAAAGAGAAGGGCCAUCCAAAGCCUCAGUAUACCUCAGGGGAGGAACAGCUGCUGACAUUUUACUCUGGAAGGAUAAAAGGAAGACAUUGAUAGCAUUGCUAGUUUUGAUGGCUAUUUAUUAUAACUUCAUUACUCCCGAGUGUACCAUGAUCACUGCACUGUCAAAGCUUCUUAUGGUGGCAUUGAUAUUUCUUUUUAUUCAUGGGAGUUUACCAGAGAAAAUAUGUGGAUAUCGUGUCGAGAAACUUUCCGCAUCAUGUUUUUCCUUGUCAGAAGAGAGGUCACGAAGCAUUGCCAUCACUCUAACAUCGUUUUGGAAUUCUUUUGUUAGAAAUUUUAAAUCUCUUUCCAGAGGGAAUGAUUGGAUGCUCUUACUUAAGAUAGAGAUGUGCAGUACAAAGUUGCCCAAAAUAUUACAUGGGUGGACCUUCCCAUGCCCUUGUUGACGCCACACAAAGUUGAGUUUGCAUUCCUGUGCCAGCAUUGCAACUUUGUUCUUUUUUUGUUUUUUUUUUAAAUGAUUCCAUAGGUCUUUCUAAGAAAAGAGAGAAGGGGUAUAUAAGAACGGGAGAUGAGGUACCCCCGGAACCAAAUCUAAGCCGCUGAAUAAAGUAGGAAACUUAAUAAGCUUUCAACGUAAAGCACUCCACAAGCUUUAAAAGGUUAGAAAGAAACCUGUAUAAUUCUUCAAAAAUUAUAUAUAUAUAUAUAGAUAGAUAGAUAGAUAGAUAGAUAGAUAGAUAGAUAGAUAGAUAGAUAGAUAGAUAGAUAGAUAGAUGGAAUCAACAUCUUUCAGUGAGAAAAAAGAGAAAGACCAUAAGGGCAUACAAAAACACCCAUAAAACACCCAAUUGCAGAAGAGUUUCUAACUAAGAUUUACCUAGAGAAUAAUCAUAGAAAUAUGUAGAUUUAAUGGUAUAUCAUCUUAAGCUUACGGGUGAAAGUAGAUUUAAUGGUAUAUCAUCUAACACUGUUCACUUGUGGGCUUGAAAUAUGUAGAAGACUCAAUAAGUGGAAAUCAAUAUUAAUUGAGAAGGAAAUAACAUUGUUAGGGUUUGAACAUAGGAUAUUCUAGACCACUUGCUUUGAUACUAUCUUAAAUUGCCGAUUGAACCAAAAGCUCAAGCUUACUACUUUCGGAUGAAGGUAAAUUUUCUAUUAUACCAUCUAAGAAAAAGUUUUGAUAUAGAAGCUCAAAGUGAAACAUGAAACCUUACUUAGGACCAAAUCUCACCAGGAUCCCUAUACAAACCUCUUAUGCAUGCAAUAGAUCUUAAUGCUGCAGCUUGGUGUUCUUUAAAAAAGGAGUUCGCUAAUUAUUCCAUUCAAGGUAUUUACCUCAACUAGAAUGUCUUUCUUAAUCAAGCCUAACCGAUGCUGCAUCACUUUCUCUGCAUUGCAGUUUUCACUGUCUGAAGCUUUGAAGCUUUGAAGUUUCGGUCUUGUUUAAUUUUAAUUUUGAGAUUUUUCUUGGGUUUUUUCUGCAUUUUCCGUUCAUUUUUCCAGUUUUCUGGACUCU
Molecule: messenger RNA, 2918 nt
Organism: Cucumis sativus (cucumber)
Lineage: Eukaryota; Viridiplantae; Streptophyta; Magnoliopsida; Cucurbitales; Cucurbitaceae
Product: 3beta-hydroxysteroid-dehydrogenase/decarboxylase
Exons: 12
Coding region: 310-1845 (511 amino acids)
Biological process (GO): steroid biosynthetic process
Molecular function (GO): 3-beta-hydroxy-Delta5-steroid dehydrogenase (NAD+) activity
Source: RefSeq, a predicted model, not a curated record